Molecule: messenger RNA, 4540 nt
Organism: Chelonia mydas (Green sea turtle)
Lineage: Eukaryota; Metazoa; Chordata; Testudines; Cheloniidae
Product: cytochrome P450 11B, mitochondrial-like
Exons: 9
Coding region: 30-1544 (504 amino acids)
Biological process (GO): cholesterol metabolic process; glucocorticoid biosynthetic process; cortisol metabolic process
Cellular component (GO): mitochondrial inner membrane
Molecular function (GO): heme binding; steroid 11-beta-monooxygenase activity; iron ion binding
Source: RefSeq, a predicted model, not a curated record
AGUCCCGCGGACCCUCCGUGCGCUCGGCCAUGGGCCCGCCGAGCCAGCUCUGGAAGCCGCCCGCCCAGCGCCGCCUCCCCCGCUGCCUCCCGUCGGGGGCCGCCCGCAGCUCCACGGCCCCGGCCCCGGCCCCGGCGCGGCCGCUGCCCUACGAAGCCAUCCCGCGCAGCGGCCGCAACGCCUGGCUCAACCUGCUCCGCUUCUGGCGGGGUAACAGCUUCCAGCGCUUCCACCUGGUCAUGCAGCGCAACUUCCAGCGCUACGGGCCCAUCUACAGGGAGACCGUGGGCACCUACAACUGCGUCAACGUGCUGCUGCCCCGAGACGCGGCCCAGCUCUUCCAGUCGGAGGGUAUCUUCCCGCGGCGCAUGGGCAUCGAGUCCUGGAUCGCCCACCGCCGGCUCCGCAACCACAAGUGCGGCAUCUUCCUGCUGAAUGGGGAGGAGUGGCGCUCGGACCGCCUGAUCCUGAACAAGGAGGUGAUCAGCCCUGCGGGCACCCGGAAAUUCCUGCCCUUCCUCAACACUGUGGCCCAGGACUUUGUCACCCUCAUGCACCGGCGCAUCAGCAAGAACACGCGCCGCUCGCUCACCAUCGACCUCUACAGCGACCUGUUCCGCUUCACCCUGGAGGCAAGCAGCUACGCCCUGUACGGGGAGCGGCUGGGGCUCCUGGAGGAAAGCCCCAACACGGAGUCGCAGAGGUUCAUCAGCGCCGUGGAGACCAUGCUGCGGACCACCCUGCCGCUGCUCUUCGUCCCGCCGGGCCUCAUGCGCUGGGUUAACACCAAGCUGUGGAGGGACCAUAUCGAGGCCUGGGACACCAUCUUCAAGCAUGCUGAUAAGUGUAUCCAGAACAUCUACCAGGAGUUCUGCCUGGGGCAGCCCCGGAAGUACUCGGGGAUCAUGGCGGAGCUGCUCAUGCAGGCGGAGCUGCCGCUGGACUCCAUCAAGGCCAACAUCACUGAGUUCACAGCAGGUGGCGUGGACACGACCGCCAUGCCACUGCUCUUCACCCUCUUCGAGCUGGCCCGCAACCCCAGCGUCCAGACGGCCAUUCGCCGGGAGAUCGCCGAGGCCGAGUCGCAGGGCCCAAGGGAGCUCUCCAAGGUGCUGAACUCCAUGCCCCUGCUCAAAAGCACCCUCAAGGAGACACUGAGGCUCUACCCUGUGGGCAUAACGGUGCAGCGCUACCCAACCAAAGACGUGGUGCUCCAGAACUAUUGCGUGCCAGCUGGGACCCUGUGCCAGGUGGGGCUAUAUGCCAUGGGCCGGAGCCCCGAGGUGUUCAGCAACCCAGAGCGCUACGACCCCCUGCGCUGGCUGAGCAAGGAGGAUAACAGCUUCAAGGCCCUGGCCUUUGGCUUCGGGGCCCGGCAAUGCAUCGGCCGCCGCUUGGCAGAGACCGAAAUGAUGCUGUUCCUCAUGCACGUCCUGCGGAACUUCCGGAUCGACACCGUGUCCAAGGCAGAUAUUAAAACCGUCUUCGGCUUCAUCCUCAUGCCGGAGAAGCCGCCUCUGCUCACGUUUCGGCCCAUCGACUGAGCCCCUCACCCUGGCUCCCCGCCUGCUCCUUCCCCACCCUGGGCGUGGGGGAGGGAAGGAGGAAUCCAGCAGUGGGGGGAAGUAGGACCCCUCUCCCAGGCAGGGCACCUAGCUGGCAGCCCCCCACCUCCCAAACGUGCCGGGGCAGCCUGGUACAGAGAACAGCCACCCCACCUUGUAACAGAGAAGUAGGUGCAGACCAGAGAGCCUGUGGGCCUGCCCCUGGAUCCCGGCCACACGCUGGGAUUUGUAGUCUCUAUGGGCUACAUAGUGUGGGAGGAGGGUGGCCAGGGGCCACAGUUCAGCCACCUCUGUCCUAAGGGCAUCUAGUCCCCCUUUGCCCAUCUGCUGACAGGGGAAAGGGGUCUCCUACCCUGGGAGAGACACAGCGCUGGCAGGAGACCCCACCAGCAGCGUGGAACCAUAAAGCCAUGGGACGGGGCAGGAGAAGGAGGCAGGCUCUGUUGGGAGAGGAGGGGGCAGAGGUGCCAGCUCCCAAAUUUCUCUUAUUCAAAUAAGUGGCCAUCUCCCGCUUCACGUCAAUGGGUCUGAAGCCAGCGAGAUGUGGGAGGGAGGCUGCCCUUAAUAAAGAUGGCUGCCAUCUCCCAUGCGUCUGUAUGAGGUGAAGCUGUGCCACUGGCAACGUGGCUGGACGGGACACAGAGACUGUGAGGAGCAGCAGAGACCCUGGGAAAGGGGGAUGGGGCAAGUGAGGGGAGGAAGAUGCAGAUUUACAGGGUGCAGGGGAUGUUGGGUACAAGUGGGAGGCUGGGGGCUGCAGGGGGUGGGGCAGGGGGAGGUGCAGGGGAGGUGGGGUGGGGUGGGAGGACAGGGAUGGGGUGGGAGAUGGAGGGGAUCAGAUAGCAGCUCCCCCAGCCUGCAUGUGGGGGGGAAGGGGUGUCCCCUCCGAGCAGCCAGGGGAAGACCGUGUUACAGCAUCAGCGGCUCUCAGUAACUGAUCUUGAGUCCCGGGAUUUUGCUGCCUGCAGGAGGCGCUGUCAUGAUGCCACGAAAAGCUCAUUCGCACCCAGGACUUUCAGGGCUAGGCAAGCGGGCAGAGCUCCGGGCGAGAACGGCGGGGCUGAGGACUCAGACCUGACCUGCCAUGAGCCCUGCUGUGGUGUGACCCUCUAGCGGAGAGAGGGGCCUGGCAGGGGUGGGUGUGGGGUUGCUGAGACCCACCCACAGAGGAGCCCCAGGGCAGCAGGAGGCAGAGAAGUGAAGACAGUGCUAGGAAGUGGCUGGCUGCCCCCAGCUCAGGGGUGAGGAAGUCUCCAGCUGGGAGAGACGGCUGGAGCAGUGUGUGCAGUGACGUUUGAUAGUUCAACCCAGAAUUCUCACCCGCUGCCCAGCAGAGGAGUGGAGGGGUGUUAAAAAGGCAAAAGACAGGACCCAAAACAUCACGGGGUUAUUUUUUAUAAGACAUGAUUUUUUGGGGCUCAUCUCCAUGGCGUUGGUGGGUUGGACUCGUGGUUUUUGAUCGCGGGGGGCUGGCGGUCCCCACGCAGGAGCACAGCAGCUGCCUCGGAGCAGGGCCCAGCCUCCGCUUCCGCAUCUCAGUGCGAACACUCUGGGCUGCAGAGCAGGGGGCCCCUCACCCCGUCCGCCCCGGCACCACAGCUCCUGGGGGGGGGCAUGGACAGGGGGAAGGGGACCAAGGCUGGGGCUGCAGCUGGGGCCAGGAAUGGAGCCAUGGCCAGGAGCCACGGCUGGGAGCCAUGGCUGGGAGCGCGGCUGGGGUUGGCGCUGGAGCGGGGCUGGGUGGUGCUCCCUCCCCACCCCCCAUGGGGGCUGGCCAGGCCCCGCUGCACCCCCCACCCCCGAACGUUUCUCUGCACCCCCCCGGGGGCUUGCCCACAGGUUAGGGACCUCUGCUGUAGAGCAGGUGGUAGCCUGAGCCCUGGUGGCCAAUGGUGCCAGCCCUCGCCCUGCUCGGCUGCAGCGUCUCUCCUGGGCCCCUCCUGCCUGCCCCAGGCCGUUGUCUGCUAUCAUGAGGCUGUAAUAUAAAUAAGUAUCUUCUCCCUUUGUUAAACUGUUCAUCCAUUUUGACGAAGGCCGAGGUGUGUGAAUUUGGCAACCGUGGCUUAAAGGAUGGAUAGAAAUAAUUAUUCUGGGUUUGGGUUUCUUUUCUAACUGCAAAGAGCUACGGUGCUGACUUUUCACCGAGCCGCACAUAGGUGACCUCCAGUGACGUGAGGCCCCAGAGAACUGGUUUUUAAGAACUGGUGUUUGUUAGAAUGUGAUUCGGCCGUGCCAUGCCAGUAAACCGAAACGGAGUGGGAGACGGAGUCAUUAGACUAAAACAGGAUUGCUUGCAAUACACUUCCUUCCUGGGUGGGGGUUAACACAAGUUCUAACUAGAAAAUAUUCUUCGUUCUUCCACCUCGCAUUAAUCGUAAUGCACCAAUGGCUGGCCGGCUGGAGGAGUUGACAGUAAAAAGAAAAAGUACAAACACCUAAGGCCUGGUAAAGGCAGAUUUCACGUUGCUUCACUGAACGAUCUUUUCUAACGUAAUUGACCACGAAGGGCACUCUGGUAAGAUGUCGGUGGCUGGCGUAGAGUAAUGCUGGAGCUGCACCUCUCUCGGAAUUCAGCAUAGACGCUGCCUAGGCCGAUGGAGGGAUUCUCCCAUCGGCGGAGUUAAUCCACCUCCCUGAGCGGUGGUAGCUAGGUUGAUGGAAGAAUUUUUCCAUCCACCUAGCACUGUCUACACCAGGGGCUGGGUCAGUAUAGCUACAUCUCUCUGGAGUGUGGAUCCCCCCCCUCCUCCCCGACAGGCACAGCUAUACUGCUGUAAGUGCCUAGUGUAGACCAGGCCUUACUCUGCCAAAUGUAUUUCCCCUUAUCUGAAUACUCUACACCAGGGGUUAGAUUUCAUUGUACCUCUUGCAUGUGUUGAUAGGUGAUUUGCUGUAUAAACUAUACUGCCCUGGAAUUCAGGAGGUUGCUGUUUCUUAGCUAUUUUGCUUAAGGCUGAAUAAUAAACUUUGAAAGC